CACGACAAAACAUCACUGAACACCCAGCAAGCAUAACGUGUAAUUUUUGGGGAGAUUACAUUGUAGCGUGGCCUGUUACAGAAUAGCCUACAACAAGAGCAAUGGCAUGCUCUUGUAAACAUCCGAGCUCAUGCUAAAAGUGGGAUCUCACGAUUGUUCAGGCUAAUAAUAUUCCUUGUUUCUCUGGUUUUGUAGGUUUUCGACUCGAACUGAAACGCUUUUGGGGGAAGAAAAAAAACUCUGUGUUCUGCGUGGACGUUUGUUCCUGUCUCGCCCCAUUCCGCCUAAUCGCAGCAGAUGGAGGGUUGCUGAGAGCCGGGGAGUGAGAUCAGCAUCUUUUCACUCGUUGAGGCAGCAUCCGAACAGCUGCAGCUGCUCGCUCCCUCUCUCCAGAUCACUCUCUCCCGUACGCAGGAAAGAGCGAAACGGAACUCUAUUUUACAGCAAGGACCUUGCCUUAUUCGGUAGAUUCAACGAAUUUUAUGAUUUGCAACCUAGACUUAAAUUCUAUUUGCUCAUGGUUGUAACCUCGAUGAUGGUCUUGCUAUCGGCGCCAAGGGGAGAUGUAAACUGAUUCGUUGGAGGUGGGUUGUAGCCGUAGCAGCGCUGUGCUGACUGACAAAGCGACAGACCGACAGAGCGAGGAGAGGAGAGCAGAGGAGCUGUCCAUAGGCUGGUGGUGCUGAUGCGGCGGCUCUGAGAAAAGCAGAGAAACCGAGCAUGGCUGCAGGGAAGUUACUGCUCUACGCCGGCCUGUCCCUCUCUCUGUGCGCCCUAGGAAUGCUCGCAGUGGCGAUCUGUUCCGACCACUGGUACGAGACUGACGCGCGGAGGUAUCGGGAGCGCUGUCGGAGUUUCUCCAGCCGUAAGAACCCAGGCUUUAUCUACAUCCCCAACAACAGCCUCCCUCUGCGGGCUAGCCGCUCCAGACUGGACCGCUGGGAGGACAAGCUGCUCCUAGCCCGGAACAGAAGGCAGCUGUUCGCUAUGUCCGCCGCGGACGAGUGUAGCAGGCAGUACAACUCCACCAACAUGGGACUGUGGAGCAAAUGUCACCGACUGGGCUUCGACCAGGACACAGAAGACCUCAUUCGCAAAGGUUCCAUUGCCAGAUGUUCCUACAUCAAAUACCACUACUCUUCAGCAACGAUACCCAAGAACCUCUCGUAUAACAUCACGAAGACCAUACGACAGGAUGAGUGGCACUCUUUGCACCUGCGGCGGAUGACGGCAGGCUUCAUGGGCAUGGCUGUAGCCAUCAUUCUGUUUGGCUGGACGAUAGGUGUUCUGGGAUGCUGCUGGGAUAGAGGACUGAUGCAGUACGUGGCAGGAUUACUGUUCCUCAUGGGAGGCACCUUCUGUAUAAUCUCUCUCUGUACCUGCGUGGCGGGGAUCAACUUCGAGCUGUCCCGUUAUCCUCGCUAUCUGUACGGCCUGCCGGACGACAUCGGCCACGGCUACGGCUGGUCUAUGUUCUGCGCCUGGGGAGGUCUGGGGCUCACCCUCAUCGCUGGUUUCUUCUGUACCCUGGCUCCCUCCGUCCAGCCCAUCCCUCGAUCCACCUGCCCCAAGUCGAGGCAGGAGAACGGGACGGUCUGCUAGAGGGACUGGGAUGGAGGAUAGAGGGACUGGAGGUCCAGUUCCUAGAUAGAUAGCUGACUACACCUUUAACCACACAGGACAGCCGUAACAAAAGAGAAUUUAACAAACAAAAAUGUAACAAUGAGUUGACAAAUCAAUGCAUUCAUUUAAUUAAUCAUUUUCCACUUAAAGACAAUGUUUUGUUUUUUCUUUGUUUAAAGUGUGUGUGUGUGUGUGUGUGUGUGUGUGUGUGUGUGUGUGUGUGUGUGUGUGUGUGUGUGUGUGUGUGUGUGUGUGUGUGUGUGUGUGUGUGUGUGUGUAUAAACAUGAUCUGGUUUCUUGAAAAACAAUUGAUUUUUUUUUUUUACACGAACUGACAGAAAAAUCUAGUCAUCGAUCUGAAGUUGUGCUGGGGGGGGGUUGUAGUCGGGGAUGUUGUGAUGCUUGAAAUGGAUGUACCAUGAAACGGCCUUCUCUACUGGGGGGAACGAGAGGAACCUUUCAGUAAUGAACGAUGACAGGCGAUGACAGACAACAAGGGAUGGGAGUGACAAGAACAACAGCCUGAACCUCAGAGGAACUAACUCAUCAUGGUGACCAGCCUCCACAACAAGGAGAAUAACUGAAACUCUGUUGUUGCUGAGGGGAGGACGGCUCAUCAUAAUGGCUUGAACGGCGCAAAUGGAACGGUAUCAAACACGUGGAAACCAUGGAAACCAAACCAUGGAAACCAAACCAUUCAAACAAAUGAUAACCAUGGAAACCAAACCAUUCAAACACAUGGAAACCAUGGAAACCAAACCAUUCAAACACAUGGAAACCAAGCCAUUCAAACACAUGGAGACCAUGGAAACCAAACCAUUCAAACACAUUGAAACCAUGGAAACCAAACCAUUCAAACACAUUGAAACCAUGGAAACCAAACCAUUCAAACACAUUGAAACCAUGGAAACCAAACCAUUCAAACACAUGGAGACCAUGUGUUUGAUACCAUUCCACCUAUUUCCUCUCAAGCCAUUUACCACGAGCCCGUCCUCCCCAAUUGAGGUGCCACCAACCUCCUGUGUCGAAGAGGGUUAAAUCAACACUAACUGAAAGGGGUCAAAGGUUGGAGUAUUAUAAACAGCACAUCCUGUUCUAAAGAGACACCUCAGCUUGUUGGAGACUUCCGAUUGGACUAGCUGUGUGUUCCUCAGAUCUACUCUGGGUCAUUGGACUAGCUGUGUGUUCCUCAGAUCUACUCUGGGUCAUUGGGACUAGCUGUGUGUUCCUCAGAUCUACUCUGGGUCAUUGGGCUAGCUGUGUGUUCCUCAGAUCUACUCUGGGUCAUUGGGCUAGCUGUGUGUUCCUCAGAUCUACUCUGGGUCAUUGGACUAGCUGUGUGUUCCUCAGAUCUACUCUGGGUCAUUGGACUAGCUGUGUGUUCCUCAGAUCUACUCUGGGUCAUUGGACUAGCUGUGUGUUCCUCAGAUCUACUCUGGGUCAUUGGACUAGCUGUGGGAGAAGAAUGGCACAUCACACGAUACAGGCUCUCUAGAGUAUCUCUACUGUUGUACAAAACUACCGAAUCAUCAUUCCAGAGAAAUUACAGCCAGGAAAUGCCAUGUUGGAGCAUUGUCAUGCCCACCGGGGGCAUACUAGUUUGCAUCCCAAAUGGCCCCCUUUUCCCUCUGGUCCCUAGUCAACAGUAGUACAGUACACUGGAUAGGGAAAUAGGUUGCCAAUCGUCCCAAAUGGCUCCCUUUCCCCUCUGGUCCCUAGUCAACAGUAGUGCACUGGACAGGGAAUAGGAUGCCAAUGGAGACACAUACCUAUUUCUUCAAGCCCCGUCUAUCCUCAGUCAUCUAACAUUUUAUACAUUCAUUCACUCUCUUUGUAUCGUCCUGAAACCCAUCCUGAAUGAAGGAACUGUGUGUUGUACUGAAACCCAUCCUGAAUGAGGAAACUGUGUGUUGUCCUGAAACCCAUCCUGAAUGAAGGGAACUGUGUGUUGUACUGAAACCCAUCCUGAAUGAAGGGAACUGUGUGUUGUACUGAAACCCAUCCUGAAUGAAGGGAACUGUGUGUUGUACUGAAACCCAUCCUGAAUGAAGGGAACUGUGUGUUGUACUGAAACCCAUCCUGAAUGAAGGGAACUGUGUGUUGUACUGAAACCCAUCCUGAAUGAAGGGAACUGUGUGUUGUACUGAAACCCAUCCUGAAUGAGGGAACUGUGUGUUGUACUGAAACCCAUCCUGAAUGAGGGAACUGUGUGUAGUACUGAAACCCAUCCUGAAUGAAGGGAACUGUGUGUUGUACUGAAACCCAUCCUGAAUGAAGGGAACUGUGUGUUGUACUGAAACCCAUCCUGAAUGAAGGGAACUGUGUGUUGUACUGAAACCCAUCCUGAAUGAAGGAACUGUGUGUUGUACUGAAACCCAUCCUGAAUGAAGGGAACUGUGUGUUGUACUGAAACCCAUCCUGAAUGAGGGGACUGUGUGUAGUACUGAAACCCAUCCUGAAUGAAGGGAACUGUGUGUUGUACUGAAACCCAUCCUGAAUGCAGGAAACUGUGUGUAGUACUGAAACCCAUCCUGAAUGCAGGAAACUGUGUGUUGUACUGAAACCCAUCCUGAAUGAGGGGACUGUGUGUUGUACUGAAACCCAUCCUGAAUGACGGGAACUGUGUGUUGUACUGAAACCCAUCCUGAAUGAAGGGAACUGUAUGUUGUACUGAAACCCAUCCUGAAUGAGGGAACUGUAUGUUGUACUGAAACCCAUCCUGAAUGAGGGGACUGUGUGUAGUACUGAAACCCAUCCUGAAUGAAGGAACUGUGUGUUGUACUGAAACCCAUCCUGAAUGAGGGGACUGUGUGUAGUACUGAAACCCAUCCUGAAUGCAGGAAACUGUGGGUAGUACUGAAACCAAUCCUGAAUGCAGGAACUGUGUGUUGUACUGAAACCCAUCCUGAAUGAAGGAAACUGUGUGUAGUACUGAAACCCAUCCUGAAUGAGGGGACUGUGUGUAGUACUGAAACCCAUCCUGAAUGCAGGAAACUGUGGGUAGUACUGAAACCCAUCCUGAAUGCAGGAACUGUGUGUUGUACUGAAACCCAUCCUGAAUGAAGGAAACUGUGUGUAGUACUGAAACCCAUCCUGAAUGAAGGAAACUGUGGGUAGUACUGAAACCAAUCCUGAAUGAAGGAACUGUGUGUUGUACUAGUACUUUAAACAAUAUUACCCUGGUUCUGUCCUGUCAUCUGUUGUUUGGGAGGACAAUAUUACCCUGGUUCUGUUCUGUCACCUGUUUAAACAAUAUUACCCUGGUUCUGUCCUGUCAUCUGUUUGGGAGGACAAUAUUACCCUGGUUCUGUUCUGUCACCUGUUUAAACAAUAUUACCCUGGUUCUGUCCUGUCAUCUGUUUGGGAGGACAAUAUUACCCUGGUUCUGUUCUGUCACCUGUUUAAACAAUAUUACCCUGGUUCUGUCCUGUCAUCUGUUU
Molecule: messenger RNA, 5063 nt
Organism: Oncorhynchus mykiss (rainbow trout)
Lineage: Eukaryota; Metazoa; Chordata; Actinopteri; Salmoniformes; Salmonidae
Source: RefSeq, a predicted model, not a curated record